This is a messenger RNA of Salvelinus namaycush (lake trout), 1197 nucleotides long. RefSeq names its product vegetative incompatibility protein HET-E-1-like. Gene Ontology annotation, molecular function: protein binding. Lineage: Eukaryota; Metazoa; Chordata; Actinopteri; Salmoniformes; Salmonidae. The record is from RefSeq and is a predicted model, not a curated record.
AUGUCAUUACAAGUCACAAAUGCCGAGUUUACAUCUCUCAAAGCAUCAUGGGAGAGAGCCAAGUUUCGCUUGAGGUCGAUGGAGGGUCACAGUGACAUCAUCACCUGUGUGGUUACCGUCGACAACCUGGUGAUCUCUCUCAGUCGAGACACAACAGUAAAGUUGUGGCCCGUUCCUACGGCAACAGAGCAGUGGAAUCUCGGAGGUCACACUGGUGGAGUCACCUGUCUGUCUGCCCCUCCGCCUGAAUACUGUAGGAGACUAGCCAAGGAUCUGUCUCCGGGAGACAAGGAGAGGUUCCUCCUGAGUGGCUCAGCAGACUGCUGUGUGAGGAACUGGGCCUUAAGUACUGGUGACCAGUGUGUAAAGUCCAUCUAUACCUUUAACGUUGUGACUGCUCUCUGCUUCGUGCCUGAAGGCGAUGGCUACAUCAUCACUGGAUCAGAUGGGGGUAAAGUUCAGGCCGGGAGCUGGACAACUGAAUCAAUCAACGCAAAUGAGGAGGCUGUGACCUCCCUACAGUCCCAGGGUCCCCUGGUGUUCAGCAGCUCAGCAGAGGGUGGGGUGUCUGUGUGGGAGGGGCUCUGCACCAACCGCGACCCCCUGCAGCUGUUACAUCCUUGGGACGCAACGGUAACGGGCUGCGGGAGUCAGGGAGGUCGUUUGGCCCUCUGUCCCCGUGGUGACAGGCUCUCCGUUGCCUACGGCAGAGCCAACCUCGGGAUCCUCAACUGGAGGAUAGGCACCGUGUCCAGGCUAACCAAUCACAGCAGCUUCGCUGGAGUAACAGAUUGUGUACAUCAGACACUCCUCAUUGGCUCAUGCUACGAUUUGGCGGAUGGGGAAAGCACCUUGAACUUGUUCUCUCUACCUCUGUGCCAGUACCUGGCCUCGCUGACCUGUGCGGAUGCUCAGAGAAUCGUCUGCUUUGCGGCAUUGCUCACGGGCCGUGGGGGUCACCGCUGGGUCACCGGGGGUCGUGCCCUUACGGUGUGGGAGCAGCUCCCUAGCUCCGGGAAGCACAGGGGUGAUGUCACAACGAAGCGAGACAAUCGAUUGGACGCCUCCCUGAUGGAAUCAGAGGGAGAUUCUGAGGAGGACAGUGGUGAUUACGAUGAUGACAAAGAAGAGGACUGCACAUCCCAAGAUGCAUCAGAGUCGGGCUCAACGUCGGGGCUUCGCUGUGUUCUCCAGUGA